Messenger RNA from Fonsecaea erecta, 873 nucleotides. RefSeq lists its product as hypothetical. The coding region runs from base 1 to 873 and encodes 290 amino acids. NCBI's taxonomy places the organism in Eukaryota, Fungi, Ascomycota, Eurotiomycetes, Chaetothyriales, Herpotrichiellaceae. Gene Ontology annotation, cellular component: nucleus. The transcript is spliced from 3 exons. The record is from RefSeq and is a predicted model, not a curated record.
AUGAGCAAAAGGAAGCAGGAGACCGGCAAAGAUGUCGUCAAGGACGACGUAGACAUGGAAAAUGACAGUGGCGACGACGAGGAUUUCGAUGUCCUCGAUGUCGACUUCGAGUGGUUCGACCCUCAGCCGGAGUAUGAUUUCCACGGAAUCAAGACCUUGCUCCAGCAGCUAUUUGAUGUGGACGCUCAAUCGUUUGAUUUGUCUGCACUAACCGACCUGAUAUUGUCGCAACCUACAUUGGGAUCAACCGUCAAAGUGGAUGGCAAUGAGACCGACGCAUACGCUUUUCUCUCCGUUUUGAAUCUCCAAGAACACAAGGACAAGCCGUUCAUGGGCAAGAUCGUGCAAUAUUUACUAUCCAAAGCAAAGUCAAAACCCGCCCUUGCUCCCCUCGCGGAGCUUCUUUCCCAGGCCACGAUUCCCCAAAUCGGCCUGAUCCUUACAGAGCGUCUGAUCAAUGUCCCGGCCGAAGUCGUCCCUCCCAUGUACACAAUGCUGUUGGAAGAGAUGGAAUGGGCUGUCCAGGAUGGCGAACCAUACAACUUCAGUCACUAUCUCAUCCUCUCCAAGACAUACACAGAAGUUGCUUCGAAGCUCGACGCUGAGAAUGACCCUCCGAAAAAGAAAAAGAAAGCAACCUCUGGUUCAUUCGAGACAUUGUACUUUCACCCGGAGGACGAGAUCCUGCAUCGACAUGCCAUCUGUCACAGCGGCUUUGAUUAUUCCACCAAACAGGAUGAGGGACAUUCAGACUCGAAACGAGCAUUUCAAGAGCUGGGGAUCAAACCGCAAGGUCAUGCCAUACUCAUUGCUGGGGAGAAGUUCAAGGACGCAGUCCAGAAUGUGGCCGAAUACCUGAAGCCUCAGCCCUGA